CAUAUUCUUCAAGCUUGAAGAACGAAUCCUCGACUCUUCCAUUCUUCCUUCCUCCACAUCCCUACCCGUCUGCGACCAUCCCUACCACCCCUACCACCACACCCACCCCUCCCCAUCGAUCCGUCUACACAGCAUAGCAUUGCAUCUCUCCUGCUCGACUGGUGACUACGCGCGUGGCUCAAUCAACAUAACGUCUAGCCCAAGCACCCACCGCUUGUCGCGUCAUCGCAACAACCACCGUCUGCAAUCAUCGCCGCGCACCGCAGCCGCCUCCGACAAACAAGCCAACAACGACCGUCCACAUAGCCUUGGGACGGUACCAUCCUCAUACGUAGGAUGGAUUCCGCAGCCAUUGACUCUCCACACUCCUCGCCAUCGCCACAACCGCAACCUCCAAAGUUUGCGCGCGCCCCUUCCCCGACCUCCGUCGCGUCUUCGACGAGCUCGCGAAAAAGAUCGUACGACGAGAUGAGUGAUGCCGACGAAGUAGACUGCGUUCCCGAACGCGCGCCGAUACGUCGGCGGACUGGAUUCUGGGGACGAGCAGUGGACGGUUUAAGCUGGAUAUUCAGCUUUGUUUCUCUUGGCCGGCCAACAAGUACCACGGCCGCACCGGACGAUGGCGAUGACGACCAGUCGGCAGAAUCAGAGUAUAAAACAGCUACAGGGGACGAGGCAGCUGUAAAGGACGGGGCGGUUACAGAGGGGAAGGAGGGCGUCUUAGAAGGCCAAGCGAAGCAUAAAGAUACCAUCGAAACUGCCACUCAGCGUGCAACAGGUGGCAAUGAUAGCGGUGCCGCAUCACAGGUCAAUACCGAGCGACUAAAGAUCGGGAUCCCCGGACCCGAUGAGAUAUCAAUAAAGAAACUACCUGCGCACCAUCAGUUGCCGUCGCCGCUUGCCUCCGAGGAUGAAACGCCUGUGCGAAAGGUGGUGGCGCAUACACCUUUGCUCUCAAAGAAACUCACACAGAUGUCAAGGGUCGAACAUGAUGGUGUGACUACGUUUCUGUUCGGACAGGCCGAGAAGCCCUUCAAUCCCAAGAGGCGGCCACGGAAGAAUGCCAGUCAGAUAUAUGAAAGCGCUCUCAUCCGCCGAGAAGAAGCUGAGGACAUUAAGACAACUAUACGGGGGAAUCGACAGCAAGCAUUUCAGACUGGAACUCCUGGGAGAAGCCAGAUACGAAAACCCACUAUGGGAAUACCGCUUUCGACGCCCCAUUCCACGCCCCGGCGCCCGUCGGACAGGCUUGGAUCUCGAGUAAAGAAGCCUGAGAAGAAGAAGGAAGCUAGAACUAUCAGAGCGAUUGAGCGAGCGAGAGACGCAGGUAGCGCAAUAGAGGAGAUCCUCGGAGCAACUAUCGGUAAAUUGCAAACGGAAACCAAUGGCUUCCAAACGUUGGACGCUGCUCGGGUUAGACAGCAGGAGAUAGAUGCCGAGGUGGAACGGAUACGUGCAGAGGAGGAACAAAAACGUGCAGAGGCAGAGUUGGCAAGGAUAGAAGAAAAGAGAAGGGCGCAGCGGGAGGUUAUAAGGCCUCUACGCGGUAAAGAACUGGAGGAAGUCGGCAAAUUAGUCGUUAGGAUUAGAGCGGAUGCCCUGGCGAAAAAGGAAGUUGUCUACAAGCAGGUGUGCUUCAUGGACCCGCGCGAAUUCAUCGGAAUCACCACUACCGCUCUUUGGAGAGUGGUUUCAAACAACUUUCAAGGUUGGCUGAAUGACGACGCAAUUAACCAUUACUGCAGACUUGUCUUCGAACGGGAAAAGCCUAGAGUCAUGACCUUUACCCAUUGGUUUUUCAACUCGUUGAGAGAACCAAACGGCUACCUAAGGGUCCAAAACUUCGCGACGAAACGGGGUUGCGGGGGGAUGAAGCUUCUGGAGUGCUCGUUAAUCAUUUUCCCCAUGAUCGAAAAUAAUAAUCAUUGGACCCUGGCGGCCAUUAAUCCACCAGCCAAACGGUUCGAAUACUACGAUUCUAUGCGGCGACGCCAUGGUGUUAACGCACCUUUCAAUGUUCUGCGGUAUUAUCUCCACAACGAAACUCGGGGACAGGUCAACCUGGACGAAUGGGAGAAUUACGAGAUGCCCGACUAUCCGCAGCAGGCCAACACCAACGACUGCGGCGUCUUCGUGUUGAAGACCAUGGAGGUCAUCUCGCGGGGUGGGAUCCCAAAUUACCCUAGCCAGGAUAUCCAUCACGCGCGAGUUCGAAUACUGUGGGAGCUGCGGAACUUAGAGUUGUUGCCCCUCGACUACGGCAAGGCGGAAGAUGAUGCCAAGAAGAAAAAAGUAGGACAGUGAGAUACGGGCUGUGUUGGUUUGCAAUAUUAUUUUGGCUUUUCACUUCGUUUGGUAUUGGUUUUUACUGGCGCAAUUUCACCCUUAUUCUUUUUUUUUCUUCUGACCAUCUCCUUCCUACUCUAUGAUACGUAUUUUUUUCUUUUCUUUUCUUUUCUUUCUGACUCCUUUGGAAGGCGUUUCGGUCGGCGUGUUUGUUUGUUUGUUUGCGGGGCUACUAUAUGCUUUGCCAAAGCUUUGGCUGCUUUUUUUUCUGUAUUGACUAAAUACCUGUUGCUCUUUCUUUUAUCUCUAUCUACCUAUCCAAAGGGUUCAGGUGGGUUGUAUUUCUAUGUUCUACAGUUAUUAGUUCUCGAUAUAUGUACAAUCUGGUGGGUGGGCCGUGGGGCA
Molecule: messenger RNA, 2691 nt
Organism: Tricharina praecox
Lineage: Eukaryota; Fungi; Ascomycota; Pezizomycetes; Pezizales; Pyronemataceae
Exons: 7
Coding region: 337-2304 (655 amino acids)
Biological process (GO): protein desumoylation
Cellular component (GO): nucleus
Molecular function (GO): deSUMOylase activity
Source: RefSeq, a predicted model, not a curated record